Microdochium trichocladiopsis is the source of this 1345-nucleotide messenger RNA. RefSeq lists its product as uncharacterized. The coding region runs from base 216 to 1301 and encodes 361 amino acids. Gene Ontology annotation, cellular component: membrane. The transcript is spliced from 3 exons. Lineage: Eukaryota; Fungi; Ascomycota; Sordariomycetes; Xylariales; Microdochiaceae. The record is from RefSeq and is a predicted model, not a curated record.
CUCUCAGUUCCUGCUCGUGUCCCCGGAAUCCUGCGUGUCCGGCGUCAAAGGGUCCUGCUCCUCACCCCUCGACGUGUUCCUCACUUGCAAAAGUUUGAGAACCGGGAACAUCACUCUCUUCCACCUCCCACAACCACUGGAGCUCAUCGACUUAUACGGCCAAUCCUUGGAUCGCCAACCUCGCCGACUUACAUCACCGCUGUAGCACCACCAUCAUGCAGCAGCCAGUCAACCAACCCGCCGCGGCCCAGCCCGCUCCCGUAACCAUGAUCGUGCCCAAGUAUUCUGCCGAUCGCGAGCCCGGCAUGGAGCACAUCCCCCGUCACCCCAAGGGCUUCGUCGCGAUCCGCAUCAUCCAGCUGCUCUUCUGCGUCAUCUGCAUUGGCCUCUCGGGAUACAUCCUCGCCGUCGCUGCCUUCCCGGCCGCCGGCUUCAUGAUCUUUGUUUGCGUUGUCACUCUCAUCAUGUCAAUCUACAACAUUGUCGCCCUUACCAAGGCCCACAAGUUGUACAACUACUGGGCGGUUCUCGCCUUUGAGAUCUUCCUUUUCAUCUUCUGGCUCGUCGCCUUUGCCUACAUGGCCGCCACUGCCGCCAUUGUUCUCGCCUACUGGGCCACAUAUGCCGACUACUACGACUACUACUACAGCUACAGCUACGGCGACGCCUACAAAGCCCUGGGCGCCAUCAUGGGCGCAGCCGCCGGCAUUGGCGCCUUGACCUGGAUCCUUUACUUCAUUUCUCUCGUGAUGAACAGCGUCUUCAUCUCGCGCCACCGCUCUGUCGGUCUCCACAACACUCCUGGCGCCACCACUGCUGCGCCCGUGGCGGCGGCUGCCGCCCCUGCUGCUGGUGAGAAGGUCGAGAUGCGACCCCAGCAGCCUGGCCAGAUCUAUCCUCAGGCCUCAGGCUACUCGCAGGCGGCUCCCGCGUAUGGUGCUGGUGCCAUGCCUCCCCAACAGGGCUUCUACCCGCAGCCGUCCAUGUCGCCUCCUCCCCAGCAGAUGUCGCCCCCGCCACAGCAGUUCCAGCAGUAUCCUCCCCAGCAGUACCCCCAGCACUCUGGUCAGGCUGGCUACCCGCCUCAGCCUCAGGGACAGUAUCCAGUUUCAUCACCUUCCGUUGAUGGGAGCUACAACCAGUCCAUGCCCGCGCAGACUACCGGCGGCUCGUAUGUCCAAGGCAACCCCGUCGCGUUCCCCAACAGCCACAGCGCGGCCGAGCAGCAGCCGGGUGCGCCCGUACACGAGGCGCAUGGUCAGUCUUAUGACCCGCAUGCGCCGAAGGAGAUGCAGUCUUAAGUGCCGGCAAACAUGUGAGAAAGCUGAGAGAAGCCUUGGAGGAU